This is a messenger RNA of Aphanomyces astaci, 2295 nucleotides long. RefSeq lists its product as hypothetical. The record is from RefSeq and is a predicted model, not a curated record. Gene Ontology annotation, cellular component: cytosol. Lineage: Eukaryota; Oomycota; Saprolegniomycetes; Saprolegniales; Verrucalvaceae. The coding region runs from base 733 to 2220 and encodes 495 amino acids. The transcript is spliced from 3 exons. Gene Ontology annotation, biological process: triglyceride catabolic process. Gene Ontology annotation, molecular function: triacylglycerol lipase activity; sterol ester esterase activity.
UGUUUCUCGGAAGAUUUGCGCUUCUUGUGCUAGGCGCCUUCUCCGCCGUUAACAUGCCUGCGAACGAAGAACCAAGCUCCAUGAGCAAGUCCAAGAGCACAGUGUUACUGAUGGGUCAAAUCGUGCAGACGAACACGACCCUUCAUAACGCAGCAGGCACGAGCGUUACAAGCGGCCACGGCGACGACGUGGAGCUCCUCGUGCAGACGUCCACGGCGAUAUUGUCCACCAUUCAGGUGCUUCGUCGUAUCAUCAAAGAUCACACGUAUAGCCGCGUGGGGCGUGAAUUGCGGCACUUGUCGUUGACCGUGGGGUGUUUUGAGCGCGUGCUGUUCAGCUUCAUCAAGGACGAGAUCAUUCGCGACCCUCAGAUCGACUAUCGCCACAAACAAGCACUGAAGGACAUCAUCCCGUUGAUUCCCACGGUGAGGCGUCACACGAUCCUAGCGGGCGGCGUCGCGUCGCUGCUCCGCCAGGUGAUCGUGUCCAUGACCGAUACCAAGCAGGUGCUGCUCAGUCUGUCCCAAAACUACGACCCUUUCUGGGAAAACCGGUGGUCGUUCACGCCGUUCACGCUCUUGGCGCUGGCGGCCUUUGUCACGCACAAACGGUUCGCCAACCACCUGUCGUUUCGCGCCAUCUUCAGCCUCUUUCGGCCAUCCGUCAAGCAAAUCCAAUACUCCAUCUUCAUCUUGGUCUGUUACGACUACCUGUGGCGGUUUUCGUAUCGGUAUGAUAUGUGUGUCUGUCUCGAUCGUGUUCACUCGUCCAUUUCGUAGCUUUUCCAAGUUACGACAGAUCAAAGUCCAUCAUGCGCGGGUGUCGCUGACGUUGCGCCUAUUUCUCCUGUGCGAGCACGUGUUGGAUCGCACGCGGCUCGCUCGCUCAGCGUCCAGACGACUGCUCAUCGACUCCCCCGUCGAGGCAGACAUCAAUGACGACCUCAAGUCCGCCACGUCGCUCCUGGUGGAGAGGGUGCCGCUCCCCGCCGAGUACUACGACGCAUCGCAUGAGCCUGUGGGGAUGAAGAUGUUCAAGGCAGGCGGGCACGUCAUGUGUGCGUCCAGUGCCACGGCCCAGUGGCUCCUCGGGGCCCGGUGGUACCCCACCGUAGGCCCGUACCUCCUCGCGGCGCUGCUGCCGUACUACGCGAUCCGGCACCGCAAGGCGGCGGCACUCGCCACGCGAGUGUGCAUGGACAACCCGGACAUUGUUGUCAUUCGCAUGGCGUGGAAUCUGUUUGGGGAGUCGUGGCUUGCCGUCAAGGUGGCCGAGCUGAGGUCGCCGUCGCUCCCCGUCCGGACCGAAAUCUUUGUCGACGAGGGUGGGGCGGCGGCGGGGUCGUACAGACGACAGCCCACGGACAUUGGCGUGCGGAUCUUUAGCUGCCGCCCAGUCGCCAGCGUCAAGCAAGGUUCGUGGGAACACGCGUCGGUGCCGUGCUCGGCAAAAAUGGACGCGAUCGGCCUGCCCACGUCGGCGCCGGUGCUGUUUUACAUCCACGGCGGCGGCUUCUUCGGCCGUUUUUGGGCCAAAGACAUCGUCAACCUCAGUGCAUGGGCGGUCCACUUGGGCGCGGUGAUCGUGUACGUCGACUACACGCGGACGCCGGAAGCGCAGUACCCCGUCCCCUUGAAUCAGUGCUUCAUAGUGUACAAGUGGGUGCUUCAAGGCGGGCUGGGGUUCCAUCCGUCGUCGGUCGCCAUGUUUGGGGAAAGCGCGGGCGGCAAUUUGGCGGCCGCGGUGUGCUUGAAGAGCAUCCAAGAGAGAAUCGCCUUGCCGGACGGGUUGGUGCUGGUGCACCCAGCGCUCACGUGCAACUUUUCGCCGUCGCCGUCGCGGUUCCUCCACCAAAGCGACCCGGUGCUGCCCAGGGGCAUUUUGGAGCUGGCGCUGAAUUCGUACUACCCGUUCAACGGCGACCAGUACAAGAACAACACGUACGAUCCGCUCGUGGCUGUGGGGCUCGCGGACGAUGCCCUCCUUCGGCAGUUCCCCCCCACCGCGCUCUUGGUCGGAGACAUGGACCCGCUCCUGGAUGACAGCGUCGACUUCUACACGCGCCUCAACAACCUCCAAGUGGAGUCGUCGUUGAAGGUGCUCACGGGUCUGACUCACGGCUUCCUCAUCUACCCCGACCUCGUCCCUGCCGCACAAGCUGCGAUCGACGACAUUGCCGAAGAAGUGCACGCCAUUUUUAAACGACGCUUGCCAGCAUAAGAGAAAAACCUGUCUUGUGUAAUAUCUUGGUCAAGUGUCCAUUAAUAACGUUGGAAGCACGAAUUCAUUUCGAGC